AUAGAGCUAUUUCAUCACGUGAUCCAUUUCAUCCAUCCGCCCACGCAUGGUGUACUGUUCAACACAGGCAGGUGUAGCAAAUACGGCAUUUAGCUAUCGUGCAGAUGCAGCAUCUAUCUUCAUACGCUGCAACUCUGGGAUUGGAGGCUAUAAAGCGAUACAAAGAGAAAAUAGCAGUGAUUGGUGGUCUAGAUCCAUUUUCAGCAGCCCUUGGAAAGCCAGUAGAUCAUGUUCCACCACUAGAGGCAAGUGAUAUUGUCUCUUACUUGAUCCUGCAGACUAGUUUCAUCACAUCUAAACAAUUCCAAGCCAGAAAAUCGCUUGAAGCAUACAAUCAGUUUGUUUGUGGAUGGGUCAAGGAUGUCAGUACCUGGACAGUGUGUGGAUCAUACCUCACAGUUGGCCGUGUUCGACAUUCUCAGCGCUUAAACGAUACUCCUUUGGCAUGUUGGAUCAUACUUGAUUUGACAGGUGCUGUGUCUUGUGCUCACUGUAAUUGUAUGGCUGGCCUUGGAGAGGUUUGUACGCAUAUAGCGGCAGUACUGUUUUAUCUGGAAGCUGCUUACAGGAUUAAAGGAAAGGAAACGUGUACGCAAACCAAGUGUGAAUGGCUUUUGCCAUCUUUUUUGAAGAAGAUAGAAUACAAACCCGUCAGGCACAUUGACUUCACUUCUACAAAUAGUAAAAAAAGAAAAUUGGACGAAAUGAUCGAUUCCUCCUCUACUUCUAAACAGCAACAAUCUGAUAAUCAUCCUGCUACUAGCACAGAGCAAAAGGUAUACACAAAUAUCCCUGAUGAAAAGGAAAUGAGUGAUUUUUUUGAGAGCUUAAAUCAUUGCGGUACAAUACCAGUAGUACUCUCAUUGGUUCCUAAUUAUUCGGACAAAUUUGUAAAAUGUAAUGAACUUCCUAGGCCUCUUCAGUUGCUUCAUGAUCCUAAAUUCAUGACUCUAGAAUAUCAAGAGCUCCUUAACGAAUGUGCAUCACUUAAGAUACUUUUAACUAAGAAUCAAGCAGAAAAGGUUGAAAUCGAAACCAGGAAUCAGGCUAAGUCUAAUCUUUGGUUUAAAUUUCGAGCUGGAAGGGUGACUGCGUCAAAAAUGAAAGCUGUUUGUCACACCGAUGCCUUAAACCCUUCCCAGAGCUUAGUAAAACGUGUUUGUUAUCCCGAGGCUUUUUGUUUCAAAAGCAAGCAAACUACCUGGGGUUGCAAACACGAAAAACCAGCAAGAGAUCGAUAUUUUGCAAAAUCUACUCAAGUGCAUGCUGAGUUUGAAGUACGAGACAACGGUUUAUUCAUUAGUAAUGAAUGGCCAUAUAUCGGUGCCUCACCAGAUGGUAUAAUCAAUUGCACAUGCUGUGGAACAGGUGUAUUAGAGGUUAAAUGCCCUUACUCUCAUCAAGGUGAACGUAUUUCUGAAUGAAUCAUUUGUUUCUCAUGGCCAAGGUGUAAGGAAGGCAGCCAGUCAGGAUUAUUCUUAUCAAAAAGAUAGGCGGGCUUCCCAGAAAUGAAAUGUCUUGAACAAAUUCGAUCGUUCACCAAUAUCUUAUUGGUGAGACCUUCUCGUGAAAUGGCAGCCAGAAAUCCGUUUCUCCUUUUUUUACUGAGCUCUUUCUCAACAGCACUCCUGCCAUUUAUUAUAGCAGGAAUUCUAUAGAAGGAUACUUCUUUAUCUCGCCCAGAGCGCUUCGAGCAGCCUAUCACUACGCACAAAACCAUGACUGUGAUUUAUAGUAUCUAUGGUGAGCCCCACCCUUCUUUUUGGCUGUGAUAUUAUGAAUAUCUGUACACCAACAUGGCUGACUAGGCAUUUUUCACGUGACUGUGACGUCACAUGAAAUAGCUC
Halichondria panicea is the source of this 1847-nucleotide messenger RNA. RefSeq lists its product as uncharacterized. Bases 105 to 1424 code for a protein of 439 amino acids. Gene Ontology annotation, molecular function: zinc ion binding. The transcript has 2 exons. Lineage: Eukaryota; Metazoa; Porifera; Demospongiae; Suberitida; Halichondriidae. The record is from RefSeq and is a predicted model, not a curated record.